This is a messenger RNA of Conger conger (European conger), 4264 nucleotides long. Its product is annotated as protein C-ets-2-like. The record is from RefSeq and is a predicted model, not a curated record. Gene Ontology annotation, molecular function: sequence-specific DNA binding; DNA-binding transcription factor activity, RNA polymerase II-specific. Gene Ontology annotation, biological process: regulation of transcription by RNA polymerase II; cell differentiation. The coding region runs from base 129 to 1472 and encodes 447 amino acids. The transcript has 10 exons. NCBI's taxonomy places the organism in Eukaryota, Metazoa, Chordata, Actinopteri, Anguilliformes, Congridae. Gene Ontology annotation, cellular component: nucleus.
GGCUGACUCAUUCAGAAGGUGGAUUGAUUUUUUCUUGUGGUUUUCAGUCGGAAACUUGGAAUAAACUGAGAUCGGACACAAAAGGAAUGGACUUUUAGUUUAUUUAUGGAAUACAGGAAUCGAUUCUGAUGAUUCCAAUUUGUGACAUCAAAAUGAACCAUUUGUCUUGUGGUAAUCCUGCUGAUUUCAAGCGUCAGAUGGCCUUGGACAUGUUCGAUGAUGCCAUUUCACUGUUCCCAGCAACCAAUGAGCAGUCUGUCCAGGAGGUUCCUUCUGGCCUGGACUCUGUGUCUCAUGACCUGGACUACGGCUCAGUGCCCCUGCUGACCCCCUGCAGUAAAGCGGUGAUGAGCCAGGCCCUGAACGACAGCUUCAGUGGGUUCACCAGAGUUCAGCGUCGCUACGGGAUCCCCAGCAACCCUCAUGCGUGGAGCAAAGCAGAAGUGACCCAGUGGCUGAGAUGGGCGGCUGGAGAGUUCUCCCUCACCGGUAUCGACUUCCUCAGGUUUGACCUGAGCGGGCAGGAGCUCUGCGGCCUGGGCAAGGAGCACUUUCUGGAGCUGGCUCCUGACUUUGUGGGGGACAUCCUGUGGGAACACCUGGAUCAAAUGAUGAGAGAGGGUGAUGGGACCCAGAGUCUCUGUGAUACUGUGCCUUCUGUGUCCAGCUGGACCAGCAGCUGCUCCAGAGACAGCAGUUUGGUUCCCGGGAGCGACACUAGCAGUUUACCCAGAGAGGUGUUUGAGCAACAGGACUUCAGCCCUCUCACCACUCACAGACUGGAGCACCAGCUCCUCUCCAAACCCCAGAUGGACAAAAUGACCGUCAACUACACCUCCAUCCAGGGCCUGCCCAGGAACAGCCUGGAUGCAGAGCUCUGUAGAGCCACCGCGUCACAUGACCAGCGGUCCCGUGGGAACGGGGACAGCGGCGGGGGCGGAGCCUGGAGCCGCCUCUCCCACCCGGCCGACGCCCAGCGCGUCCCGUCACGCGACUGCUCUGCGGACGACCGCGGCUCCGGGCCCUCGGGCCCUCGGGAACAGGGCCAGGCGUUCAGAGACCGCUCUCAGGAGCGGCGCGGGCCAGCAGAGCUGGGCGAGCUCGGCAUCCCUGCUGCCACACUGGCAGGCUUCACGGGAAGUGGCCAGAUCCAGCUGUGGCAGUUCCUGCUGGAGCAGCUGACAGAUGAGACGUGUCAGUCCUUCAUAAGCUGGACAGGGAACGGCUGGGAGUUCAGGUUUACGGAUCCCGAUGAGGUGGCUCGACGCUGGGGUCGAAGGAAGAACAAGCCCAGGAUGAACUACGAGAAGCUGAGCCGGGGCCUGCGCUACUACUACCACAAGAACAUCAUCCACAAGACCGCGGGCAGGCGCUACGUCUACCGCUUCGUCCGGGACCUGAAGGGCCUGCUGGGCUGCUCUGCGGAGCAACUGCACGUCCGGCUGGGGGUGCAGCCCGACACGGGGGACUGAACCACCGGCAGCACUGAAGGGGGGGGGACUAUAUCUCCCCCCUGUGAAGCUCAGGAAUAGUUUUUCUGAAGGCCCCCUUUUUUAUUUGCGGUCGAUGUUUGGUGUGAAACACGCUGGACUGAACGGUGCUGCAGCUUUGCGGACCGUGUGGACCGAGGGAUCUUCUUCGACCCCGAUUCUAAGGAAUCGAACGUCAGUGGCCCAAAGGUAACAUUAUUAUGCAACGGUACUUAUUAUUUAUUCUGAGCCUUAAAACCUACGCUCUCAAACCAUGGUGCUGGAGAUCUACCGUCCUGUAGGUGUUCACUCCAACCCUAACAAAGUGCACCUCAUUCGACAGCUAGUGAUCCCGUUGAGCUGCUAGUGAAUAGAAUCACGUGUGCCAAAUUAGGGUUGAAACAUAGACUGGAGAUAAAAUAUGGACCCAGGGCCUGUUACGUCACCUAAUCAUGACUAUCCGUGGACAGUGAAAUGCGUUUUGAAACUGCAAGAUUACGGGUGCUGCCGUGUUGUAGAAUUUGGUGCCAGAGACUGUGCAGUAGUGAGGCUGAAUGCAGCUCAUCCACUAAGCGCGAGAGAGUGACUCGGCAGUGAUGCAAAAUGUCCAUCAUCCAUCCACUAAGUAUUGCUUAUAGAAAAACACAGAUUACAACUACUUUUUCCUGUGGGAAAAAAAUGACUGACUUCGUAUUUUCGUUACCAUUGACUUUACAUUGAAAGGGUGGUUGAAACGCCUGUACUGCAGCCAACAGCAGUGGCAGUAGUGAGCACCAUCUCUCAACAAGAUACACAACAAGGAAAAAAGGAAAUAAGCCUGAAAAACAAAGCCUGGUUUUGGCCGCUUGUGUUGAAAUGAAAACCUUCAGGACAGUAGAUCUCUAGCAGCAGGGUUGGGAGGUCCUGCUUUACACAGUGCAAGAAACCAGCAGCUAACAGCUGCCGGGAAUGCAAGAUAAGAAAUAAGGCUAUAUGCCACAUUUUCACUACACACACUAUGUUCCUGGUCUCUUAUUUUACAGCCUUAUUGUAAUACUGAAUAAUUGUUUUGAUGAUUCUGGCCAAAAAGAAUCAUUCAUAAUGAAUGAUGUGUCAAUGAUUUAAAUGGGGAUAUAUGCAUUCAUGUUUUCAUAAACAUUAAUUUGUUUUAUGUUUUUCCAAAGUUUAUAUUUCAUUGCCAAAUACUGCUGCACAAACAGUAACAGUCUAAAGAAAUGAUACAGCUGGAUCUGUAAGGAACGUGCAUCAGGUGCUACUGAUUCUCGGCUAUCCUCCUUUAUUUUAUUUUAUUGUUUUCAUUGAUGAAGAAAUACUGUAUUAUUACAAUGAAAGACAAUUCCAAUUAUUUUAGUAUUUAUUUAGACCUGGAAUUAAAAGCACCAGACAUGCUACCGUCAAUAGAAUGUCCAUUGUUUACUUUGAUGACUCAACUGUGUGGGAGCUAAAAGAGUCUACACUUGGACCUGACUAUUUAUGUGUCCAAGUAAAUGAAUAUCGGAAUUUCUGUAAGCUAUUUUAAUCAUGAUUUUGAUGUUUCUUUAAUUUUGUAUGUAUCUUAGCUUGCCUAAUUUGUUAGUUUGUUACAGGGUUAUUUCUGUUGUAGCUACAUGCCGCACAUAUGUAGGUAACCGUACAAUCUGUCACUGUUCAUGAACCUGAAUUUUCAUAGGAAAUAAUAUACAAUGGGUUCCAAAAGUCUGAGACCACAUUGAAAAUCUUUUUAUCUUAUAAUCCUGGAAAUAAACCGAAAGUUUUAGGAUUUUAAAAAAUGUAAAACAAAUUAAAGUUACUUCAAAGCUUUGCAAGAACUACUCAAAGACCAAAGAAGAGAAAGGAGUGCUGCACAAUUCACAGUCACCUGACCUCAACCCACUGAACGGGGCACUUGAAGACUGAAAAAAACCAAUUCAGUAACAUCACAAGAUGCUCUGUGGAACAUUGGCAAAUAAUGCUGGGAAAACGUAGAUUAUCAGGUUUUGCACAAAUUUGUGGAGUCAAUGCCAGCGCGAGUGCACACUGCCAUUAAAGCAAAAGGGGGACAUACCAAAUACUAAGAAAUUCAUGUACAUUUUUCAAAGAUUUAACUUCACUCAAAUUGUUAUGCUGAUAAUAUAAUUUGUAAUGAAAAAGUUUGUUUUAAAUGAUAAAAUAAUGCAAAAUAGAAACAUUUUCACUCGUGGUCUGAGACUUUUGGACCCCACUGUAUUAUGUGUUCUGUCAACAUGAGCUGUUGUGUUAAUGAAAUUCUGAAUGACACACUGUCAUGCAGUUGUCUAAUAAAUAAUUUUAUUCAAGUUAAUGUAUGUAUAUUUGAGGUCAUCCUAAACCUCAAGUGUCAAGUAAAAAACUUAUAUUUAAAAAUGUCUUUUUAUUUCACAUCACGACAGUAAUUGAAAUCACUUCCUAUUGUAAAGUACCCAUUGUGGUCUCACAAAAACAGGCUUCUUUUUAUUAUUGUCAUAGUUCAAUAUAAAUGGUCUCUAAUGGCAAAGCAGAAGUGAUAACCAACAAUCACAAUUGCUUCUAUAGAGCAUCUUGCAAGGAACAAAACAGUACUGUCACACAAAGCAUGUUUCACUUAAGCACUCUUUUGUAAACAGCCUAUUCAACUCCUCUCUAACUAGUCUGAGGGCAUACACACAAAUAUAAUUUGUGCAUCUAUGAAUAUACCACUUUCUUUUACCACAGCGAAUGAAGCAUGGCAUUAUUAUUUGCAGGCCUGUAGUGCAGUGGUUAAGCUACAUGACAGGGACCUGCAAGGUCAGAGGUUCGAUCCGUGGUGUAGCCACAAUAAG